This is a messenger RNA of Arctia plantaginis, 270 nucleotides long. NCBI's taxonomy places the organism in Eukaryota, Metazoa, Arthropoda, Insecta, Lepidoptera, Erebidae. The record is from the annotation of a GenBank genome assembly.
AUGUUGACUAAGAUCUUCCUCGUUGCCGUAGCGGUUGCAGCAGUUGCUGCGCAAAACCAUCUCCACCACGGUCAUGAUCAAGGUCAUGCUUAUUCGUCUCAGAGCAUUGUUCUUCAUCAAACACAUGAAAAUAAGCACGCUCCAGUCCAUCACGAAGAACAUACAAAUGAACACCACGAGCAACAACACCAUGGGCACCAUGAGGAACAUCAUGGUCAUCAGGAACACCACGGUCACCAUGAGGAACACCAUGGUUCCACGCCGACGUAG